This is a messenger RNA of Grammomys surdaster, 3550 nucleotides long. It is a transcript of the gene Fto, whose product is annotated as FTO alpha-ketoglutarate dependent dioxygenase. Gene Ontology annotation, biological process: RNA repair; regulation of multicellular organism growth; DNA alkylation repair. The transcript has 9 exons. The coding region runs from base 46 to 1554 and encodes 502 amino acids. The record is from RefSeq and is a predicted model, not a curated record. Gene Ontology annotation, molecular function: broad specificity oxidative DNA demethylase activity; mRNA N6-methyladenosine dioxygenase activity; ferrous iron binding. Lineage: Eukaryota; Metazoa; Chordata; Mammalia; Rodentia; Muridae.
AGGGCGGACACGGCCCACAGUGGCGAAGGCGGCUUUAGUAGCAGCAUGAAGCGCGUCCAGACCGCGGAGGAACGAGAGCGGGAAGCUAAGAAACUGAGGCUCCUUGAGGAGCUUGAAGACACUUGGCUUCCUUACCUGACCCCCAAAGAUGAUGAGUUCUAUCAGCAGUGGCAGCUGAAAUAUCCUAAACUGGUUUUCCGAGAGGCUGGCAGCAUCCCCGAGGAGCUGCAUAAAGAGGUCCCUGAGGCCUUCCUUACCCUGCAUAAGCAUGGCUGCUUGUUUCGGGACCUGGUGAGGAUCCAAGGCAAAGAUGUGCUCACCCCAGUGUCCCGCAUCCUCAUCGGGGACCCAGGCUGCACCUACAAGUACUUGAACACCAGACUUUUCACAGUGCCCUGGCCAGUGAAGGGCUGCACCAUCAACUACACAGAGGCUGACAUCGCCGCUGCAUGUCAGACCUUCCUCAAGCUCAAUGACUACCUACAGGUUGAGACCAUCCAGGCCUUGGAAGAACUGGCUGUCAAAGAGAAGGCCAAUGAAGAUGCCGUGCCGUUGUGCAUGGCAGAGUUCCCCAGGGCUGGUGUGGGGCCGUCCUGCGAUGAUGAAGUGGACAUGAAGAGCAGAGCAGCCUACAACGUGACUUUGCUAAACUUCAUGGAUCCUCAGAAAAUGCCGUACUUGAAAGAGGAGCCCUAUUUCGGCAUGGGGAAGAUGGCAGUGAGCUGGCAUCACGAUGAGAACCUGGUGGACAGGUCAGCCGUGGCGGUGUACAGCUAUAGCUGUGAAGGCUCUGAGGAUGAAAGCGAGGACGAGUGCAGCUUUGAAGGCAGAGAUCCCGACACUUGGCACGUUGGUUUUAAGAUCUCGUGGGACAUCGAGACGCCGGGCUUGACAAUUCCUCUUCACCAGGGAGACUGCUAUUUCAUGCUGGAUGACCUCAAUGCCACCCACCAGCACUGUGUUUUGGCUGGCUCACAGCCUCGGUUUAGUUCCACCCACCGCGUGGCAGAGUGCUCUACAGGCACCUUGGAUUAUAUCUUACAACGUUGCCAGUUUGCGCUGCAGAAUGUUCUCAAUGACUCGGACGAUGGCAACGUCUCAUUGAAGUCCUUUGAACCUGCAGUUUUGAAACAAGGAGAAGAAAUCCAUAAUGAGGUCGAGUUUGAGUGGCUGCGGCAGUUCUGGUUUCAAGGAAAUCGAUACAAACUCUGCACUGAUUGGUGGUGUGAGCCCAUGGCCCAGCUGGAGGGGCUGUGGAAGAAGAUGGAGACUGUGACAAAUGCGGUGCUUCGUGAAGUUAAGAGAGAGGGGCUCCCGACGGAACAAAGGAGUGAGAUUCUGUCUGCCAUCCUGGUCCCACUCACUGUACGCCAGAAUCUGAGGAAAGAGUGGCAUGCCAGGUGCCAGUCACGAAUCAUCCGGAGUUUACCAGCACAGCAGAAACCAGACUGCCGGCCAUACUGGGAGAAGGAUGACCCUUCCAUGCCCCUGCCCUUUGACCUCACAGACGUGGUUUCCGAGCUCAGAGGCCAGCUUCUGGAAGCGAGAUCCUAGAGGAAGUACAAGUCUUAGGUGGAGAAGGAAAAGAUAUUCUUGGCUUUCCUCCCCAAACCUUGGACCUGGGUAGUGUAGAUUCCUCUCAACCCCGAGGUUGUAGGACCUGGGUUCCAAAUCCAAACAGCUAGAGAACAAAGUCCACAGAUACUGAAAUGUUGAAAAGUUACUGUGUUUAGUCUGAUUUGGUGUUACAUUAGAGCACCCCUUCCCCCCCCCCCCAAAUAUUCUUCACUCAUUUUUCCCCCUUGGGAGCUCCUUUGUCCCCAAGGCAGCAACAGGGAUGAGCUAAGCCUGUGACAAGCCUCACCUGCUUUCCCCUUUGGCUAGCUACCUCAGAGACGGGAACUAGACCUAGCCAUGGGAUGACAGAACUAGAGACAUCCAUCCCAGCUUCUCACCAUGGCUUCUAGUGGUUAGACCAUCCAAGAUGGCAGCCAGCGGCUCACCGUGACUGCACGGACAUAAAUUCAGCUCAGUUGUAGUUAAAACUCCAUUCUUCAGUUGCCUUGGUGUGUGCUGGUGACUGCCGGUUUACACAGUACAUACAGAUGGUUUUGUGUUUCACACAUAUGAGUUGGCAUUCAUUCGUCCAGUUUUCUGUAGCGGCUAAGACAUGGAGAAAAGCAGUGAAAGGCAAUCACCUCAGUCACCUCUUCCCUCCUCUUCGAGGGAAGGGGCUGUGAGCCCUAUGCACCACUGCACACAGGAAAAGGAAGGAGCUACAAAGGAAACAGCCACCCCCUGUCUUUAUGGGGUUUCCCUGAUCCACUGACAGAGCCCAGCCCUAUGGACACUAUUCUGUGGCGUUAGUGUUUUCCUAGAACCCCCCCACUCAUAGGCACUGAUGGCAGGUGUGAAGGACUCAGUUCCCAACCCAGUGACAAGAGUGCAUCAGAGAGACCAUGGACAGAUGUUAAGCCUGCACUCUGAUUUCAAAGUGCCAAGUUUAAGACACCCCCCUUCCUCACUCUGUGACCUCUGCGUGUCCUUGGGUCUCAGUUUUCUCAUCUGUAUGGUGGGAGAUGCCAAAAGUACCAACUCCUAACAUGACAAUGACGUGAUAUGACCGAGCUACAGACCUAGAGUAAUUUCUAGCAUACCACUAAAUAUCUGAUACGUACCAGGGUCGUUAUAUGAGCUAACCUGAAGAAGCCAUCUUCCUCCCCCAGUCUGCAGUCCCUUGCUGUCUGUGUCUUGUUUGGCCCACAUCUUUCUCUGCUGACCUGAAGCCUUUUGGUGACUGAAAUAUUAACAACAGUUAGCCCAUGAUUUUCUUGUAUUGGCCGAGACCUGCAUUUGAAAGGGCACAAAACAGUAGUGUUUUUUGCAGAGCCAGGAUGCCAUUUAAGGUGCCCUCUUGCCUAGAGUUAGCCACAGAAGCUACACUCCACAAGCACCUAGGAUUUUCUGGUGCAGGGACCCAAGGCUCUCAGACCUUGAUUUGUUCCCUUCUGUCUCUGAGCCAGAACUUCCUCAUCAGUAGAGAGGUGAGGUACAUUCUCACAGGGUAAAAUGGAAUGUUCUAAGUAAGGGUACUGGUGGCUUCAUAUGUCACAGGCUGUCCCAUCACCCCCAGCCCCAGCCAUCUGGCUCUGUGGUUUAUUAGGCCCCAUGAUAUUUCUUCUUUGUUCAGUUUCAUUGGGUGCCAAAAUUAAAAAUCAGGAGAUUCCACAUAAAAUAAAAAUGUCUACAUUCUCUUUAGAAGCCAGGAUACCUGUGAGGCCCUGGGUUUCCAUAGUCGCAUGGCAGUGGCUUGGCAGUGUCUGUGACCUCUGUGCUCUGCUGUGACCCUGCUGCUCCCUGUCACCAUUUUGUAAGCCUGCUCCCCAGCAGCGCUUUCUAAACCUGCUUGCUGACAUCCUGUAGUAGAAAGCAGUAGCAUCGAGUGCUCAGUCCGUGUGUCUCCCACUGAACUGUGUCCAUGGUCUGCUUGUACUGCCGUACUGUGUGCAUCUGUUCAUACACAAUAAAGAAUUACCAGAUGAGAAGCCAA